Molecule: messenger RNA, 796 nt
Organism: Macroventuria anomochaeta
Lineage: Eukaryota; Fungi; Ascomycota; Dothideomycetes; Pleosporales; Didymellaceae
Exons: 2
Coding region: 213-674 (153 amino acids)
Source: RefSeq, a predicted model, not a curated record
GCUGAGCAACCAAGGCUCGAACGAUGUCUACUUUGCCGGUACGAGCGAAGGAGGAGGAAGAGGUCCGUGCAGGAGCGACGAACGCUGAGAGAGGGCAUUAUGUGAAACUUCUCGAGCUCAACAUCGGUGCAGCAGCCUUGUAUGAAAGCGGUUGGCCGGUCUCAGGACAGCUUGUUUAAGCAUAGCGACCUUUGGUUGAAACAAGCAGAGUGAUGCGAGCAAUUUCGAAACACCCACCCACAGGAGGCCAUGAGACUGGAGGCCACAAAUUCCAUCAAGGAAAAUACGCCGAUACCAUGUGCAAGACCAAGGUAUACAAGAUCAAGCAUGAGUUGGAUUGGCCUGGCUGGUCCGAGGAACGAAUUGCACGCGCUGAAAAGAAUUGGCAUUACUGCUUGAAAUGGCUUCGAGCUUUUCGCGAGCAUUUUGCAGAGCCCGCCGAGGUUUUCAAGAAGCGCGAACAAGUGUAUCGGCGUCAAGCGGUUUUACAGGCACUGUCCAAAUCAAAGCAAGCAUUGCUGCCCGCACAGAAUGUCUCAACGUACCAUAGCGCCGGCGCCAGCUUUGCAACCGUUGACAACAACUCGGAGACGGAUGUCGACACAGCAGAAUUCGUCCGCAUACUUCGAGGGGAAUACGAGCGACUGAAGAAGAUCGAGCAGAGACAACAGUAAAGAGAAGGCAAAGGCGAUGUCAAGGCGUAGCAACGAUUAAGUGAAAUGGGCAGGACCGUAUCGUGCCUGCCCACGUACAGAAGUAUGGAAAAGGGAACGGAAGUUGUUCGUAAAUGAUGAUU